CUCUUGCAGCAAUUUUUGUUACAUCUGUUUUACCUGUCAUUAUUGUCUUCUCUUUUCCAUUAGCAGUUGUUAUAAGACACUGCUAUAAAGAACACAAUAUUUUUUCUACUGGCUUAACAAUUUAUCCAAAAGAACAAUUAGCAGGAGAAAAUAUAUCCAUCAGUUGCAAAAUGAAAAGAAAAAACAUGCCUGCAACUUGGUAUAAAGAUAGUAAUAUAGUGUUGAGUACAGGUAGAAUGGAAUGCAAUGAUUUUAAAGAGCAAGAACACACCUUAAAAAUAAAUAAAGCUGAACUGAGUGACAGUGGUGACUAUUGGAUAUAUGUUAAAGGAGUGAAAAGACAAAUACAUUUACAAGUUGAAGAUAUUUUUUCUACUGGCUUAACAAUUUAUCCAAAAGAACCAUUGAUAGGAGAUGAUAUAUCCAUCAGUUGCAAAAUGAAAAGAAAAAACAUGCCUGCAACUUGGUAUAAAGAUAGUAUUAUAGUGCUAAGUACAGGUAAAAUGGAAUGCAUUGAUUUUAACGAGCAAGAACACACCUUAAAAAUAAAUAAAGCUGAACUGAGUGAUAGUGGUGACUAUUGGAUAUAUGUUAAAGGAGUGAAAAGACAAAUACAUUUAGAAGUUGAAGAUCAUUUUUCUAAUGACCUAACCAUUCAUCCGAAAGAACCGAUAGAAGGAAAUGAUAUAUCCAUCAGUUGCAAAGUAAAAAGGAAAAAUAUUUCCUCUGUGUGGUAUAAGAAUGGUACUCCCGUGAAAGGAACACCUAGAAUGAAAUUCGAUGUAAAAGGGCAAAAACACAUUUUAACAAUACAUAAGGCUAAAGUGACUGACAGCAAUACUUAUUGUAUAGAAAUUGAAGGUGUGAAAAAAGAAACAUAUUUAGGAGUUGAAGGUUACUUUUCCAAAGGAUUAAAAAUUUCCCCAAAAAAGCCAAAAGAGGGAAAUGAUAUAAUUAUCAAGUGCACACUUAAUAAAAAAGAUAUUGCUGUAAUUUGGAAAAAGAAUGGAAACGCAAUAGAUAAAAAACUUACACCCGUCGUAAACGAUAGAAAAUACAUCUUAAAAAUACCUAGAGCUGAACCAAGUGACAAUGGUACCUAUUCUAUAGCAGUUAAAGAUGCUGAAUGUGUGAGAAGAGAAAUAAAGUUAGACGUUAAGGGUAAGAUAGAUCUUCAAAUGAUUAUAUCAACAUAUUUUAGAAUUAUCUAUGAUGAGUUUAUUCUUCGAUCAAUAUGGAGUUGA
This is a messenger RNA of Mytilus trossulus (common blue mussel), 1244 nucleotides long. Its product is annotated as obscurin-like. NCBI's taxonomy places the organism in Eukaryota, Metazoa, Mollusca, Bivalvia, Mytilida, Mytilidae. The record is from RefSeq and is a predicted model, not a curated record. The coding region runs from base 171 to 1244 and encodes 357 amino acids. The transcript has 6 exons.